This is a messenger RNA of Meriones unguiculatus (Mongolian gerbil), 8796 nucleotides long. It is a transcript of the gene Gpatch2, whose product is annotated as G-patch domain containing 2. NCBI's taxonomy places the organism in Eukaryota, Metazoa, Chordata, Mammalia, Rodentia, Muridae. The record is from RefSeq and is a predicted model, not a curated record. Bases 114 to 1247 code for a protein of 377 amino acids. The transcript is spliced from 6 exons. Gene Ontology annotation, molecular function: nucleic acid binding.
UUCCGGAAGUUCCUCUCAAAAUGCUGAAGUGCUGUGUGGAAGUGGCCGGGGCUGCGGGAGUUGGAGUCGGUCCUCGGGCCUGAGCCUCGAGGCCGCGCUCCCGGGUGUCGUUGAUGUUCGGGGCCGCCGGACGUCCAGCGAUCGGAGCCGCCGCAGCCGCCGGGAAGAGCUGGCAUUUCAGUAGAACAAUGGAAGAGCUUGUUCACGAUCUUGUCUCUGCACUGGAGGAGAGCUCUGAGCAAGCUCGAGGUGGAUUUGCUGAAACGGGAGAACAUUCUCGCAAUCUGUCCUGCCCACUGAAACGCCAGGCCAGGAAAAGGAGAGGAAGGAAGCGGAGAUCCUACAAUGUUCACCACCCAUGGGAGAGUGGCCACUGCUUAAGUGAAGGCUCUGAUUCCAGUUUAGAAGAGCCAAGUAAGGACUAUAGAGAGAUCCACAACAACAAUAAGAAAGACCACAGUGACUCUGAUGACCAAAUGUUAGUGGCCAAGCGUCGGCCAUCUUCAAACUUGAACAACAGUGUCCGAGGUAAACGACUUCUGUGGCAUGAGUCUGACUUCGCUGUGGACAACCUUGGGAACAGAACUCUCCGCCGGAGGAGGAAGGUAAAGCGCAUGGCCGUGGACCUCCCGCAGGACAUCUCCAGCAAAAGGACCAUGACCCAGCUUCCUGAAGGCUGCAGAGAUCAGGACAUGGACAACGAUAGGGCUAACCAGUAUUCAGAGUUUACCCGGAGUAAAGUUAAGAAAAGGAAGUUGAAAGUGAUUAGACAAGGACCAAAAACCCAAGAGGAAGGAGUACUGUUGGAAAGUGAAGAAGUAAGCCACAGCAAUAAAGACAAAAUGGAGUACGAAGAACAAAAAGUCUCCGAUGAGCUCAUGAGUGAAAGUGACUCCAGCAGUCUGAGCAGUACUGAUGCCGGCCUGUUCACCAAUGAUGAGGGACGACAAGGUGAUGAUGAGCAGAGUGACUGGUUCUACGAAAAGGAGUCAGGAGGAGCCUGUGGUAUUGCUGGAGUCGUGCCCUGGUGGGAAAAGGAAGAUCCUGCAGACCUCGACAAAGACUUACCUGACCCAGUGUUUGAAAGUAUCCUGAGUGGCUCCUUCCCGCUCAUGUCACAGCCUGGCAGAAGAGGUUUCCAAGCUAGACUCAGUUGCCUUCAUGGAAUGCCUUCAAAGAAUAUUAAAAAAUCUGGAGGGUCUCCGCCUUCAAUGGCUACAAACUGGACCAGUGAGAUUCCCCUAUAAGCCAAAUCUUCUAAUGCUAAUAAAUUAGUUACGUUUUGAACAACUGGGGAAUGGCAUUCGAGGGAACCUGGCUCCUGUCCUCUUCCCCGGAGGAAUACACUGAAGUGCGAGCCUCUUUGAUGCAGACCUGGGGCUGUUUUUGCUACAGGACUGGUGUUCUUUCUUUUAGCCAGAAGUGAAUCUGACUGGGGUGGCCUCCCUGAGAUGUAGGCUAGAUACAAACUACUGUAUAUUUUAUCUACUUUUUCUUUUAUGGUUUUUAACAUUGGAUCUAUUUCUGUAUUGCUUGCUUUGCCAAAUGCUAACAAAUGAUAGAAAGUUGAAAACAAUAUUUAAACCAAGUAUAAUUGGUUAAGAUUCAGUUUUAAUAUCUGACUGUUGUAAAUAAAAAAUUAUGUGUUGCCAUAUAUGAUUCAUUUUUAAAGAAGUCUUUUAUACCAGCAUUAUUUAAAACAAUUGUGUUCUACUCAGGAUAUUUUAAUAAGGGCUGAUGUAAGUAAUAGGUGAGGUUGAUAAUCUUUGCUCAAGUUUAUCUUUUGUUCAAUUUACUUGGUACUUGGAUAACUGUUCUGUAUUGUAAUCCUAUUGUUGUAGUUUAUGUUAUACUACAAGAGUCAUCUACCUCUAGAACAGCAUGGUGAGGACAGUAUAGUCUGCAUUACAGAGUCAUCUGCUGUCACAGUUUCGGUGGUGUGUGUCUGACUCUAGGCACAGCUGCCUCACUGGCUUGGAGUUUGAGAUCACGUGAAACGUGUGUUUUAACAAUACUACAUGACCGAAUCUGUCAAAUCUAAAGCAAGAUGCUGUUCAUCCUUAGGAUGGCAGACCAUGAGUGCCAUUGAGUUUUACAAAUACUUGCGUAAGCUCAUUUUCACCGAGCAGGGAGGAAAUAAAGUAUUUCCAAUGGUGGUAUAAUUCUUACAUUUUACCGGUUCAAGCCAUUUGUGUUCAUGAAAAUGGCUUUUUUUUAAAUGAUUAAUAUUUUCUCAAAUUCCUACAAGUGAUAAAGUCUUUGUGGUUUAAUGUUUUCAUAUUGUAUGGUUUAGUUUUAAUGGCAUUCAUUUAAUGGCUAAAGUAAAUAUGAUGGGAAAGGAAACUUAAAGAUGACAUUGCUUUUACCUAAGAUUAUUGUGGUAUGAAAACUUUAAAAAUGAAGUAACCAGGAAUGUAAGACAGCAUCUCUGGAGAGAUCGAAGAUGACACAGUGCAAGUUGCGCCCUCUGACCUUCCCACUUUUAAAGUGCAAUGGUAUUCUUAAUGAUUGUAGUGAGGAUUUAUACUGUGUCUCAGAGCAACAGUCUGUGUUUUUCCUGAAUUACAGACAUGCUUUUGUGUUGUGUGGUCACUGUCCUUUAGGUCUGUAUAAGUCACUGUCACCCAGCCUGUGGACUUUGCCUCGGCAGUCUUGAGUCUGGACGAGUGCUAUCUCAUUCUUGGCUCAGUUUUACCUAUUUUUAUUUUUGGCCCACUGCUUGCUUGAGCAUAGCUGGGAUUUGUAGCCCAUUUUCUAGGCUUAUUGCAGUCUCACUGUGGUACUUUAUAGAAGCUAUUACACUGAUAGGCUAGCUUCAUGCUGUUGAUGACACAUGGCUUCACCAUACGGAAAGCCGCCUUCCCUGUCUUAAGUUGUAACUAGAUGAUUAGACCUCACUUCAUGGAGAUAUUCUGUAUGUGUGUUUAACAUGAAACGAGUGUGUUAGGCCAUGAUGUAUUCUCCUGGUCAAAAUUUUACUGCAACUAGAGGACUCCUUAAGGUUUUCUUUCUCAACCCUGAAUUGUCCUUGUUUAAAUUCUUACUAUAUAUUUUCCCCCAUUGAAAUCUCUGACUUGGGCAAGACAGGUAAGAUUUUCAGUUUCUGCUGAUAUUUUUUUCAGUUCUCUCUGGUUUUGCACAUAAUAUACAUAGCUUUCUACCUUAAACACUUUUAACCUGUUAAGGUAGUCAUCAUUAAGGGGUAUCGGUUAUUUAUUGUAAUAAGAAAUUAAAUUCAGUUAGUGUAGAUUCACACUGGACGCCAAAGUGUAUUUAAGAAAGAUUAAUGUUAUGGGCAGAUUCCAACCUGUAUAGCUCCAACCCAUUAAGCAGAAUGGCAGCAGAGGGUCUUAAGUGGGUAAAGCGAUUCCUGCACACAUACAGUGAUGAAGUGCAUUUGGAGGAAAUGGCAGCGGGAAACUCGCUGAAGUAUGGGACGUUCUCAGUUGAUUGUCCUUAUUCCAUAUAGGCGUAUUCAGUGAAGUCAUUGUGCUUCCUUAAGGAAUAGGAAACCAUUGUUCUCAUCAGCUGCUGCUAUAUAAUGUUACAUGUGUAUUUAUGUUUAAAGGUAUUUGCUCUGUAUUGCUGAUUCAUGAUCAUGGAACUUGUGAAUAACAGUACCAAAAAAGGCUGAAUAAGGCAUCUCUAACGUGUAUUUUGUCCAGAAGGUUCACUGUGCUUUUCUCGUGCUUAGGAACAAUGACAGACUUCUUUCAGCCUGAAUUUGGGGCCACCAUUGAAAGCAGUAAAAUAACCAGAAAAAGCACAGAAAUAUUAAUUAGCUAGUACUUAGUAGCUCAUACAAAGGACACUUGUUUACAGAAUGAGAACUGCAGUAAGGAGGCCGGGUCCUUUUCAGAUGAGAGUGCUCAUUUGUGAGGGAGCUCAGAUCUUUCAAUGUUGUGCACACACCCAUGAAUUAUCUGUAAAGAUUCUGAGUAUUGGCUUUCAGGUUACAAAUAAAUUGUAGCUGGUUGAUAAUUUUUCAGAUUCAGAAUCUGCAAGGAGGAACAAGAAAACAGUGGUAUUGUAGAUCACUGGUUCUCAACCCGGGAGUCUUGACUCCCACAGGGGCUGCAUAUCAGAUAUCCUGCAUAUCAGACAUUUACAUUAUGAUUCAUGACAGUAGCAAAAUUAGUUAUGAAGUAGCAAAGGAAUAAUUUUGUGGUUGGGGGUCACCGCAACGCAAGGAACUGUACUAAAGAGUCACAGCAUUAGGAAGGUUGAGAGCCACUGUUGUAGAGUAUUAAAGACCUUGAAGUCAUGUGUUUUUGAAUUCAUGGUGGGUCUCAGUAUUACUUGGACAUUGUUUACUUAGCAGAAAUGUUAUCAGGCUUAAAUGAGGUAAACGUAAUAGGCUAGGUCCAUCUUUGGCACAUAGUAUAUGAUAAUAAAUGAUAACUGCUGCUGUUACUGCAGUUAAUAAACAUAUUAGCCAGUAUUGCAGCUUACAUUUUUAUCGUCAAUCUAAGUGUAGAAUUUGACCUUAAACUUUUUGAUUCAUAAUUUACAUAUAAUUUGAUAUUACCUUAAUAGAGUUGUUUUUUUUUAAUAGACCUUUAGGUUUCUUUUGUAUCUUAUUUAUGUUUGAUCUGACUUCUUUAAUAUAGUCUAGAGAAUUUUUCUGAAUGAAUUUUUGGUUAUGGUUAUCAAGUACUCAAAAUUGAACUGUAAGAUAUACAGCCCAUUUCUUUUAAGUCCCCUUCCUCCAAAUCAUUUAGACUUUAUGAGGUUUGAAUCCAGUCUUGUUUUCUCUCUCUCUCUCUCUAUAUAUAUAUAUGUAUAUAUGUGUAUAUAUAUAUAUAUACAUAUAUAUAUAUAUAUUUGAGAUUACAUGUCCUGAGAAUUUGCUGUUGAUGAGAACUACUUGGCUGGGCAUGGUGGUACAUACUAGUAAUACCAGCACUUGAGAGGCAGAGGCCGGAGAAUCAGGAGUUAAAAGAUCAACCUUGACACCAGCAAACUUGAAGUCAGCCUGUAUCAUAUGAGACCCUGUCUCAGAACAGAGAAUCACUACUGUUGUCUGGUUAGAAACUCCAGUUUCUUGGUGCUCUGAUAGCCAGCCUUUUACUACCUAAUUUUAGGAGAAUAGUUAACUUCUAUGGAAUGACCUAGGGGCUUCACUAAGACCCUGAAUUUCUGAUAUUUAUAGACUUUAUUUAUUCAUUAAGUGCAACUCAGAAUGAUAACACAGUAAUGGAAUCAAGUUCAAGGAGGCUAUCCUUACAGCAUGAGUUCAAGUACCAUUACUAAAGGGCAGCUUUCCAUGUAGCCAGGAUAGCCUAUUCUGUGUGUUUUGAACAGGGUUAUCUAACUGUAUACCCCUGACUGGCAUGGAACUCACUAUGUAGCCCAGACUGGGUUUGAAUUCACAGAGAUCUGCCUGCCUCUUGUUAGUGCCGAGACUAAAGGUGCAUACCAGCUUCAGGACAUCCGCUUCUGAGUAUUCUAGUGGAUCUAUGUCUUUUGUGGGUGAGAGAGCUUUUUAAAGUCUGUUCUUAUUUUGUCUUGAACUAAUGAUUCAUCCAUAGGCUUAAUAUCCACUAAACUUAUUCAAGUUGUAAAGACUGCUGAAAGAUUGAGAAAGACAUGUUAAAACACAAUAUUUGAAAAUUAGUAUUAUGUAAGACAAAGUGGUAAGAUAGUGGGCUUUGUUUAAAAGUUUUAUGGUUGCUUGAAGACCAGUUUUUGUGUGAUUAUAACAUGUAAGAUACUGACGGUGUUUGUCAAGAAAUGAAUCUGAUUUAGUUGAUUUCUUAGGCCUACAUUUUCAAGUUUACGUUGCACAAAGCCUGAAUGUUAUCCCUUAAUAUAAAAUGUCAUGUCACAUUCUUCAUACUUAGAGUACCUGGUGUCACUCAGAGCAGAGGAGGUGUUAGCUGUUCUAGCCCUUGAGGCAGUUCAUGCAGAGGCCGCCCGUGAAUGACUGUUGUAGGUAUUAAUUGAAUUAGUUAAUGAAUUUAUGUUGACAGUGGCAAUCUUACUGUAGUGAACUCUUUGUGUCCCACUCAGUGUUUGUGGUGCAGUUUCUUAAGAUUUGAGAGUAGCAACAGUUAGGCCUUUUAUAGCCUUUUACUGAGAAGGCCUGUUUUAAAUGGAAUUGGUUUGAAUAAGGGAUUUUAAAUAACCCGUUUUCUUAGACUAGUCAAAGAGAGUUUAUGACAGAAAAUAAAUCUAAAAUGAUGUAAAAUGAUGUAAAAUGCAGCCUGUGUUCUGCAACUAUAUUUUGCUUAUAAGGUGACUAUUAUCUAAGCUUUUUUAGUGGAAUUCAGCAGCUGAAUCCUUUAUUAUCACCUACUGCCUGGUAAUUUGUAUUCCUAGAACAUUUUUUGGAGACUUUGGAGAAUAUAUGUUUAGAGAGUUAUAUGUUCAGUAUGCUAAUUAUGUUAAUUUCAUUUUUCUUCUCAACAUCAGCUUGAGAUCUAAAUUUCAAGGUAUUUUAAUCGUAGAAAUUUUUGAGAUAAAAUUGGUUCUGUAUUAUGGAAAAGUACAAAUUAAUAAAAUGAUAGCAUUGUUAUAAGAAAUCUAGUAGUGUCUGUUUGCUUUUCGUUUUUUAUUUUGAUGUUAUUUUAUAUUUUGUAAAUAUUUAAUAACCAUAAUUGAUAAUUGAAAAUGUAAGUCUCAUAAUAUUUUAUACCAUCUAAUUGAAUAGGAUCAACAUUAAUACUUAUAUUCUUGGAUUAUCUUCUAUUAAAUGUGAAGAAACAUUAUAUAUUUAGUGGUGUAUAGUAGUAUAUUCCCUCAUUCAUUUAAUUGCAUCUGAAUGCUUAUGUUCUCUAUAUAGUUGAAAACUUUAACAGCACAUAAAGGUAAUCAAUUAUGAUGUUUAAUGGUACAAAAUGUGACCCCAUAUAUUUUUCCAUAGAUUAAAAUAUUUAUGCUUGCCUCUCAUGAUUAAUUUAGAUUAGGUGUAGCUUCAUUUGUUGCAAUUUGGAUUUGUGAUCUUUAAAAUAGUGGAAGUAUGCCAUGGAAAGUGCAUAUAACAAUGCUGGUAUGUGCUAGAUUCUUUCUGUGUACUGUUUAUACACUUAAAUUAAUACGAUUAACAUUCCUAUAAUGUAGGUUUGUGUUCAAUUCUUAAAUUGUUUUUCCUUUGGUAAACCAAAAUUAAUAAGAUUUGAAAGUUUCUUUAUAUUGCUGUCAUGUUGCUAAUAAAUAUAAAUAAAUUCUCUCCCUAAAGAAGUGGUCAUUUCUGUUUAACAUAUUUAAGUGUGAGUUGUGUUAAAAUAGCCACCGCAGUCUUCACUAGCGUGAACAGCAGCUGAGGUCAUGAUGUGCUGGAAUAAGUAUUUAUGGCUUCCAUUGGAUUAAUAAUUGGCUCCUGGUAUAUUCUUACCUUUAAUGUUGUCCACUUCUAAUUUUCUCUUCUCCAUCUUCAUUUACUUUCCUCCUUUUCCUUCCAAGGAAAGUAAUCUUUCUUCUUAUAUUGCUACAUUUGUUCAACUAUGAUGAAAUCAUUUCCUAUGUUUAUUGUCUUUUUUGAAGCCACUUGGUAAAAUUCUGGGAAGAUAUGCUCAGGAUGCCUUAGUUGAUCCCUAAAGAAUGAGUUCAAGCUCACUAACUCACCUUCAGCAGGCAAUGGCAGGCAUGAAGGCAUAGUCAGGGCUCGAGUCUCACAUACUAUGGACUAGACAGCUUGCUUAGAUAAAAAUGGAGGGGCAUAUAGCAGAAUUUAGAUAAAUAGGGCAGGAAUUAGAUCAAAGUCCAGAGUAAUCUUGUGUGGCCAUGUCAGCCCUGGCCCUACUGAUAGGUGCAUAGAAAGUAGGUUAGGUAAUUGUAAAAUAAGAUUAUUACAGAUAUAAGUUCUGUUCUAUUUCUCCAUUAAGUAUGAGCCAGAGGGGACUGAGCCUUAAUUUACCAUUUGAAUAUUUUGUCUUAAUAUGUGAGUGGUGUCCAUUUAUUCGACAAAGUUUGGUCAGUACUGUCUACACCAGUUUGAAAAAUGCUAUUACUAUUUGCCUGUUAAGCUGUGAAUUAGACUAACAUGGCAUUUCUUGUUUGGAGAAGAAUAAGCAGAUAAAAGUAGCGUGGUGUUUGGGGAGACAUUGACACACAAUUAGAAGGCAGGAGGAUAAUUGCAGGAAAUGGAAGUUAUUGAGUAAAAUUUGUAGACUGCAGUGAUUCUCAGCCUUAGCUCAGCUAGAGCCAUUACUCAGGUCACUCUGACCUAACCGCUGAUCUAAGGGAAAGUGCAAGCAUGUACGUUCCUCACACCUGUUUCUUCAGCAGCCUGGAUUGGCAUCAACAAAUCUUGUUAAGUGGUAACUAUUUAUAUGGACUGUCAGGUUUAAUGUAUAGUCAUAGUGAUUAUACCAAAAGUUAGUAAGAGUGUAUGUUCUCCUCUGCCCUAUGGCUACUCAGACACCAUACCUUCUGUAUUAAAAAACAAAUUGUACUACAGCAGUAUGAAUUCUUAGGUCACUCUUAGGGAAAUGGCUUCAGAUUAAUUUUUUUAGGUAUCUAUAGACUUUUGUUUGAAACAGUCUCAUGUAGCCUAAGCUGGCUUUGAACUUGCUGUUGAGACAAGGAUGUCAUCCACCUUUCAAGUGCCUUAUCACAAACACACAUCUCUACACACCCUACUAUCUUUGGACAGACUCCAUGAUGAAUCUUUAAAAACGUGGAUUUUAAAUCAGCAGGUGGUAUCUGUUUAUGUGGAUACAGAUUCUUUGUGUGCCUCAGUCUGCCAUCAGCUUUCCGUCAAGCACUGGGCUGGCCUCUAGUUUAUUGUCUUUCCUUAGAAUAUAGUGCUGCCGUUAUAGGUGUAAUCUACCAUGUCUGACUAUGUUUAAGUCU